Messenger RNA from Onychostoma macrolepis, 1710 nucleotides. RefSeq names its product proteasome 26S subunit ubiquitin receptor, non-ATPase 4a (gene psmd4a). Gene Ontology annotation, biological process: proteasome-mediated ubiquitin-dependent protein catabolic process. The record is from RefSeq and is a predicted model, not a curated record. The transcript is spliced from 10 exons. The coding region runs from base 346 to 1419 and encodes 357 amino acids. Gene Ontology annotation, cellular component: cytosol; nucleus; proteasome regulatory particle, base subcomplex. Gene Ontology annotation, molecular function: polyubiquitin modification-dependent protein binding. Lineage: Eukaryota; Metazoa; Chordata; Actinopteri; Cypriniformes; Cyprinidae.
AUUUUCCUGAGUCAUUAUUCAGCUCGUAGCUUUGCAAUAAAAUAACGGACCACUAACACAAAAACAGAUUUAUGACCCAUAAACAAUCGUCACUUAUUAGUGAUCUCAGUCUAAUAGCGUCUUAUUUAGUCUUCUAGAGCUGUCAUGAAACGAUAUGGGCUGUGUCUCAGACACUAGUGAGCAGAGUUGUUUGUAUAACGCCCUCAAAAGAUGUCAAGAUUGGCAGCUCACUUGGUUUUGAUUAACGGACAUUUAUCUUAAGCAGUUUUCCACUACUGGGAUCCAGUUUACUUUGGCUGUUAUGUAAAGAAAACUAGAACCACCAGUGUGGACAACAGUGAAUACAUGAGGAAUGGAGAUUUCCUGCCCACCAGAUUACAGGCACAGCAGGAUGCUGUCAACAUUGUCUGCCACUCAAAGACCCGUUGUAACCCAGAGAACAAUGUGGGUCUAAUCACAAUGGCAAAUAAUUGUGAGGUCCUCACCACUUUAACAGCAGACACCGGCCGCAUUCUCUCAAAGCUCCAUGCGAUUCAGCCGCUGGGAACAAUCUCCUUCUGCACUAGCAUACGCGUGGCACAUUUGGCACUAAAGCAUAGACAAGGCAAGAACCACAAGAUGAGGAUUGUUGCUUUUGUGGGCAGCCCAGUAGAGGACAAUGAAAAAGAUCUGGUAAAGUUGGCAAAGCGGUUGAAAAAAGAAAAGGUCAAUGUAGAUGUGAUAAAUUUUGGAGAAGAGGAAAUGAACACAGAGAAACUGACUGCAUUUGUGAACACUCUGAAUGGAAAGGAGGGCACAGGUUCUCAUCUGGUCACAGUGCCCCCUGGGCCCAGCCUGGCUGAUGCCCUUCUGUCUUCUCCCAUCUUAGCUGGUGAGGGUGGUACCAUGAUGGGCCUGGGUGCAAGUGACUUUGAGUUUGGAGUGGACCCCAGUGCGGACCCAGAACUGGCCCUGGCUCUGCGUGUAUCUAUGGAGGAACAAAGGCAGAGGCAGGAAGAGGAGGCUAGAAGGGCAUCCGCCCAAUCAGCAGCUGAGGCUGGCAUUCCCACCUCAACCGCUGACGAAUCAGAAGAAGCUCUUCUGAAGAUGUCUGCCUCUAAGCCUGAGAGCGGUGUGGCAGCACUGCCAGACUUCAGCAGCAUGACGGAAGAAGAGCAGAUAGCCUAUGCUAUGCAGAUGUCUUUGGCAGGUGGAGAAUUCGGAGAAUCAAUGGAUACGGGAGCUCCAAUGGACACUGUGGAAUCUAAGGAAGAGGAUGAUUAUGAUGUAAUGCAGGACCCAGAAUUCCUCCAGAGUGUCCUGGAGAAUCUACCUGGUGUUGAUCCCAACAAUGAGGCCAUCCGUAAUGCCAUGGGCUCCCUAGCCUCUCAGAGUGGUAACAAACAAGAGGGGAAAAAAGAUGAUGAGAAGAAGAAAUAAAUUCAAGUGUUCUGUGACUGAUUGUGAUUGAUGUACAAGCCAUUUGGCAUGUGAAAUGAGUUCAUUCAAGAAGUGGCUAUCAGAAGAGCUUAUAAAAGCAGUUUUAGAUAUGGAGUUGCUAAGACAUUCACUACCAAAUUACUGCAAUGUUGUGUGGUACCUCAAAAAUUCACACAUAGCUUGCUAAUCUUUCCCCCUUCUGCUCUGUGCACAAUUGAUUGAAUAUUUGAUAAAAACAUGUAAUCUGAAUGGUUUCUGCUUUUUCUAUUGCCAUUAAAACAUGAAAUCUGG